AUGAACAUUGGCACCAGCAUGAACAUUGGCACCUUGCAAGCGAAACCUCUCUACCUCGGUCGUCGUCUGCUUGGCAAAGGAGGUUUUGGCAAAGUCUACGAAGUAGAGCAAGCUUCGGACAAAAAGCUUUUCGCUCUGAAGAUCGUCACGGUCAGCACCAAUGCCGAGCGACGAAAGAUUGCUGCUCAAGAAGCAGCACUUCACUCAAAAUUGGCACAUAGCAACGUCAUCGCUUUACUCGGGCACUGGGACCGAACGCUCAUUGCAUCUUCUUAUGGACCUAGGAAUUUAUGGGGACCUAGAAAUGUUUCUGGCUCAGAGGAACAAGGCUAG
Molecule: messenger RNA, 333 nt
Organism: Acaromyces ingoldii
Lineage: Eukaryota; Fungi; Basidiomycota; Exobasidiomycetes; Exobasidiales; Cryptobasidiaceae
Exons: 2
Coding region: 1-333 (110 amino acids)
Biological process (GO): protein phosphorylation
Cellular component (GO): cytoplasm
Molecular function (GO): protein serine/threonine kinase activity; ATP binding
Source: RefSeq, a predicted model, not a curated record